Molecule: messenger RNA, 1644 nt
Organism: Triticum turgidum subsp. durum (durum wheat)
Lineage: Eukaryota; Viridiplantae; Streptophyta; Magnoliopsida; Poales; Poaceae
Source: the annotation of a GenBank genome assembly
AUGGCAUCUCGAUCAUAUAUUCCCUGCGCUCGCUGCCACUCUUCUUCGUUAACCUCCCACUAUCCACUCACGUUUCAAGCAUCGAGUGAGAAACAGCAUCGUCGACGUCCAUCGACCUCUUCGUGCAUGAGAAACGGCAUGGCCGCUCCUAGGUUCAGGCCGAUCGAGGAGUGCGCCACGGAAGGGCGGUCGCGGCAGACGGUCGCCGCCGACCUCGACGGCACGCUGCUCCUGUCCCGGAGCGCGUUCCCCUACUACCUCCUCAUCGCGCUCGAGGCCGGCGGCCUCCUGCGCGCGCUCGCCCUCCUCGCGUCCGUGCCGCUGGUGUACCUCACCUACAUCUCCGUGUCCGAGCCGCUGGCGGUGCGCACGUUCGUGUACAUCGCCGUGGCUGGCCUGAGGGUUAGCGACGUCGAGGCGGUGGCGCGGUCGGUGCUCCCCAGGUUCUACGCCGGCGACGUGCACCCGGAGGGGUGGCGGGUGUUCCGCUCGUUCGGCAGGAGGUGCAUCGUCACGGCGAGCCCCCGGGUGAUGGUGGAGCCGUUCGCCAGGGCGUUCCUCGGCGCCGACAGGGUCAUCGGGACGGAGCUGGAGGUGGACGGGUCCGGGCGGGCGACGGGGUUCGUCGCGCAGCCCGGCGUGCUCGUCGGCGAGCACAAGAGGCAGGCGGUGACGAGGGAGUUUGGCGACGCGCUGCCGGACGUCGGCAUGGGGGACAGGGAGAGUGACUUCGACUUCAUGUCCAUCUGCAAGGAAGGGUACAUCGUGACUCGAAGUAAGUACAGCCCGGUGCCAAAGAACCAGCUGGAGGGCCCCGUCAUCCUCCACGACGGCCGCCUCGUCCAGCGCCCGACCGACAUCAACGCCCUGCUCACCUUCCUGUGGUUGCCGAUCGGCUUCGACCUGGCGCUCCUCCGCGUGCACGUCAAGCCGCUCCUCCCCGACCGCGUCGCCUUCUACGCCUACAAGCUCAUGGGCGUCAAGCUCGCCGUGCGCGGCAACCCGCCGCCGCCGGCCACGAAGGGCCGGCCGGGCGUCCUCUUCGUGUGCAACCACCGCACCGCUCUCGACCCGACCAUGGUCUCCGUCGCGCUGGGCCGCACGGUGACACGCGUCACGCACAACAGCGCCUCCGGCGUCCUGACGGACCACACCUCGCCGGUCAAGACCGUCGUGCUGUCCGAGGACCGCGACGGCGACGCGGCCCGCAUCCGGCGGCUGCUCGAGGAGGGCGACCUCGUCGUGUUCCCCGAGGCCACGGCGUGCCGCGAGCCGUUACUGCUGCGGUUCGGCGCGCUCUUCGCGGAGCUCACGGACCGCAUCGUGCCCGUGGCCAUCGCCACCAAGGAGAGCAUGUUCCACGGCUCGACGGUCCGCGGGCUGAAGGCCAUGGACCCCUACUUCUUCUUCAUCAACCCGCGCCCGACGUACGUGAUCACGUUCCUCGACCAGCUGCCAAGGGAGCUCACCUGCGGCGGUGGCAAGUCGCCGGUCGAGGUGGCGAACUACGUCCAGAAGUUACUGGCCCGGGUGCUCGGGUUCGAGUGCACGAGCAUCACGCGCGAGGAGAAGUACGGGGAUCGUCGGAGCCGCGUGGCGUCCAACGACGACGGACCUGGAGAAGCCAACAGCGUAAGCACUUGA